This is a messenger RNA of Perognathus longimembris pacificus (Pacific pocket mouse), 1515 nucleotides long. It is a transcript of the gene Pax7, whose product is annotated as paired box 7. Lineage: Eukaryota; Metazoa; Chordata; Mammalia; Rodentia; Heteromyidae. The record is from RefSeq and is a predicted model, not a curated record. Gene Ontology annotation, biological process: regulation of transcription by RNA polymerase II; anatomical structure development. Gene Ontology annotation, molecular function: RNA polymerase II cis-regulatory region sequence-specific DNA binding; DNA-binding transcription factor activity, RNA polymerase II-specific.
AUGGCGGCCCUGCCCGGCGCGGUUCCGAGGAUGAUCCGGCCGGCGCCGGGGCAGAACUAUCCCCGCACGGGGUUCCCGCUGGAAGGUAAGAGCCGUGUCCACCCCCUUGGCCAAGGCCGGGUCAAUCAGCUCGGCGGGGUCUUCAUCAACGGGCGCCCCCUGCCCAAUCACAUCCGUCACAAGAUCGUGGAGAUGGCCCACCACGGCAUCCGGCCUUGCGUCAUCUCCCGCCAGCUUCGCGUCUCCCACGGCUGCGUCUCCAAUCUCUGCCGCUACCAGGAGACCGGCUCCAUCCGGCCCGGGGCCAUCGGCGGCAGCAAGCCCAGAGUGAGUGGCGACCCGGACGUGGAGAAAAAGAUCGAGGAGUACAAGAGGGAACCCGGAAUGUUCAGCUGGGAGAUCCGGGACCGGCUACUGAAGGACGGCCACUGCGACCGCAGCACCGUGCCUUCAGUGAGUUCGAUUAGCCGCGUGCUCAGAAUCAAGUUCGGGAAGAAAGAGAGGAGGACGACGCCGGACAAGAAGGAGGACGACGGGGAGAAGAAAGCCAAGCACAGCAUCGACGGCAUCCUGGGCGACAAAGGGAACCGCCUGGACGAGGGCUCGGACGUGGAGUCGGAGCCUGACCUCCCCCUGAAGCGCAAGCAGCGCCGCAGCCGCACGACCUUCACGGCGGAGCAGCUGGAGGAGCUGGAGAAGGCCUUCGAGCGGACCCACUACCCCGACAUCUACACGCGCGAGGAGCUGGCUCAGAGGACCAAGCUCACCGAGGCCCGGGUCCAGGUCUGGUUCAGCAACCGCCGUGCCCGCUGGCGUAAGCAGGCGGGAGCCAACCAGCUGGCUGCGUUCAACCACCUUCUGCCAGGAGGCUUUCCGCCCACCGGCAUGCCCACGCUGCCCCCCUACCAGCUGCCGGACUCCACCUACCCCACCACCACCAUCUCCCAAGACGGGGGCAGCACCGUGCACCGCCCCCAGCCCCUCCCGCCGUCCACCAUGCACCAGGGUGGGCUGGCCGCCGCUGCCGCCGCUGCCGACACCAGCUCUGCAUACGGAGCUCGCCACAGCUUCUCCAGCUACUCGGACAGCUUCAUGAACCCAGGGGCUCCUUCCAACCACAUGAAUCCCGUCAGCAAUGGCCUGUCUCCUCAGGUGAUGAGCAUCCUGAGCAACCCCAGCGCGGUGCCUCCGCAGCCGCAGGCCGACUUCUCCAUCUCCCCGCUGCACGGAGGCCUGGACUCGGCCUCCUCCAUCUCCGCCAGCUGCAGCCAGCGGGCCGACUCCAUCAAGCCGGGCGACAGCCUGCCCACCUCCCAGUCCUACUGCCCGCCCACCUACAGCACCACCGGCUACAGCGUGGACCCAGUGGCUGGCUACCAGUACGGGCAGUACGGCCAGACUGCUGUUGAUUACUUGGCCAAAAACGUGAGCCUGUCCACACAGCGUCGCAUGAAGCUCGGGGAGCACUCUGCGGUGCUGGGACUCCUGCCUGUGGAAACCGGCCAGGCCUACUAG